This is a messenger RNA of Trichoderma citrinoviride, 792 nucleotides long. RefSeq lists its product as hypothetical. The record is from RefSeq and is a predicted model, not a curated record. The coding region runs from base 1 to 792 and encodes 263 amino acids. NCBI's taxonomy places the organism in Eukaryota, Fungi, Ascomycota, Sordariomycetes, Hypocreales, Hypocreaceae. The transcript is spliced from 5 exons.
AUGCUGUUUCUACGUGACCUGAAGGCGAACAACAAGCGGCCGUGGCUUAAAUCACAUGACGGAGAAUACAGAAGAGCCCUCAAAGACUGGCAGUCCUUUGUCGAAGCAACAACACAAACCCUCAUCGAAGUCGACGACACCAUCCCAGAGCUACCCGCCAAGGACGUCAUCUUUCGCAUCCACCGCGACAUCCGCUUCAGCAAAGACCCGACCCCCUAUAAGCCUCACUUCUCCGCCGCCUGGUCCCGCACAGGCCGCAAGGGCCCGUACGCAGUCUACUACAUCCACUGCGAGCCCAAGCGCAGCUUCAUCGGCGGCGGCCUCUGGCACCCCGAGGCGGCGCACAUCGCCAAGCUCCGCCAGAGCAUCGACGAGCGGCCCCGGCGCUGGCGAAGGGCAAUGGGCGACCCGCUCUUCAGGAAGACGUUUUUUCCAGCGCUGGAGAAGAAGGGGGUGGAGGAUGUGGUCAAGGCCUUCGUCGGGAGAAAUCAGGAGAAUGCGCUGAAGAAGAGGCCGAUGGGCUACGAAGUCACACACCGCGAUAUCGAACUCCUCAAACUCCGAAACUUCACCAUCAUGAAAAAUCUCGACGACGAAGUGCUAUGCGGCGACAACGCACAAACGAAACUCAAGGACAUUCUAAGCGGUUUGUCCGGAUUCGUCACUUUUCUUAACAGCAUUGUUAUGCCGGAUCCGAAUCUCGACGACGAUGAGAGCGAUGAUGAGGAUGGCCAGGAGGGCGAGGAGGAGCAUGCUGGUGAAGCGGCGGAAGACGAUGAAGACGAUGAGUAG